AAGUUGUAAUCAGACACGUGACAGCGCGCACGGGACGGUGGCUUUUCCCUCGGACGGUUUUUUGGUUUUUGCUGCAGCGAUGCUGAACCCGCAGAGGUCUCUGAGUGAGCUGCCGCGGAUGUCGGCUGCCAGCCAGGUGGAGAGAGCGGUGCUGGAGGAGGAAUUCAGUUGGCUUUUGAAAGAAGAAGUGCAUGCUGUCCUGAAGCAGCUCCAGGACGUCCUCAAGGAAGCGUCCAGACGGUUCUCCAUGCCACCACCAACUCUGGAGGGUCAGCUGAAACAGGAGAACUUCAUCCUUGGCAGCUCAACCAUGGAUCAGGUGAAGGGGGUUCUGACUCUGCAGGGAGAGGUUCUGACUCAAGCUGAUAUAAACUUGAAGGUUGCCAAGAGCAGCCAGGUGCAGCACUUUCAGUUCAGGGACGACAAACACUGGAAACUGCAGCAGAUCCAGGAUGCGCGGAACCACGUCAGCCAGGCCCUUCAGCUGCUCAGCAGUCACAAUGAGAGCUACCACUUCAAGACCGGGGCCGAGGUCAACAAGCUGAUGGACGCAGUGAUGCUCCAGCUGACACGAGCACGGAACCGGCUGACGACCCCGGCCUCCAUGACGCUGCCCGAGCUAGCUGCCAGUGGCCUGAUGAAAAUGUUCACGCCUCCAAUGCCCGGAGAUGUUAUGGUCAAUUUUUACAUCAACCUAAGCAAGCUGUGCCUGAACUGGUACCAGCUUCACAUCUUACCACCCAACACUACCAAGAAUUUCAAGCCAGCUGGAAGCUCCAUGUUGCACAACCCAGGGGCAAUGUUUGAGCUUAACAACAACCGGUUUGAGGUGAGCCACGUCCAUAAGGUGGAGUGUGUGGUGCCGUGGCUGAAUGACACGCUGGUUUUCUUCACCAUCUCCCUGCAGCUCUGUCAGCAGCUCAAAGACAAGAUCUCCGUCUUCUCCAGUUUCUGGAACUACAGACCCUUCUGAGGCCGCUGCAGUCGCGCACGAGGAUCGGUCCACCCUGGCAAACCUGUGCGAGACAUCUUUUAUUUCUGUAUUUCUUGUCCAGUUUGAUGUCUUGCAUGCUUUCGUGGAGCCAGUCAAGUCCCGGCAGACCUCAAGCGACGGGUGCGUCUCACGUCGUUGCACUCAGCUGAGUUCUGAUUUUAUUUUGUUGCCGACUGUCGUAAUCAAAUAGCUGCUCUCUUUGUGAAGAAACACUUUGUGUCCUGUGAGGAAAAUGUCCUGUACUCAAACUGAAUACCUGUUCCCACACUUACGUAUAACCACGACAUCCUGUCGUGGGAAGUGCGCGCUUCUCCACGAGUGUGAGCUAACAUGCCGUUAUUAACAGGUAACACUCUUUUGGUCCGAUUCUUUUUCAGUUCUUGAUCAUUGCACUGACACAGUGGCUUUGAUGUCACAUGGCACACAAGCUUCCUGCGUGGAACUGGGAGAAAACACGCCAUGCUCAAUUAGAGGAACCGAUAACAUCUGACGCACACGAUUACGAUGGGUGGAAACAUUCCAGAAAACUUCCCAAUGACGUCACAGCGUGUAGGAUGGCAUUAUGAUCUUCAUGGAAACGCCAAGGAUUGCCGAAGCAUGUCAGAGGGAAUAUCUGGAAAAUCGUACUGCCUUUAAAAUGGUGACGGAAUUUCCCGGUUCAUCACAGGAAGGACAAAGUUUGAAACCGUACGCGCUCCUGCUCAGAAUUUCAUGGAACAGAUGUAUCUUCUCUGUAUCUCUGUGAAUUCAGUCAGUAACGGCACUGAACUCCCAGC
Messenger RNA from Thalassophryne amazonica, 1770 nucleotides. It is a transcript of the gene rogdi, whose product is annotated as rogdi atypical leucine zipper. Gene Ontology annotation, cellular component: RAVE complex. The record is from RefSeq and is a predicted model, not a curated record. Lineage: Eukaryota; Metazoa; Chordata; Actinopteri; Batrachoidiformes; Batrachoididae.